CAACUCCAGAAUGUACAAAGCGUUGGGUGCCAGACCAUAAGAGGUCACCCCUGGAACAUUUACAGCGUUCUGACCCAUUACGAAGACUUGAUUGCGAUCUGCUGAUCUGUUCAUCGCCUCGCGGCAUACAAGCUGCAGAGCAUUGCUCCAGUUUGCAAUGGCUGAGCCUCGCGCAGUUUCUCCGACGCCGUCAGAGCGCAAGCGAAUUGACGCAGAAGAGCGAAGACGUGAAGAGGAGGAACAAUCAAAGCUUCCAUACCGCUGGACCCAAACUUUGGAAGAGGCAGACGUCAACAUUCCGAUUCCAGGCAAUCUCAAGGCACGGGACUUGAUCGUGGAACUGAAGAAGACUCAUAUCAAGGUAGCAAUCAAAGGCCAGGACCCCAUCAUUAUUGGCGACUUCCCGCACCCUAUUCAAGUGGACGAGUCCACUUGGAUCCUCUCGUCGAACCCCGCCUCGUCGAGUGUCACGUCCAACGCAGCUUCGCCUGCCUCCUCGAACGCGAGCACCAAAGAAAUUCAGAUCAAUCUUGCCAAAUGUCGUGGCUCUAAUUGGUGGCCACACAUUGUGACUACAGCGCCCAAGAUCGACGUGACCAAGAUUCAACCCGAGAAUUCCAAACUGAGUGAACUGGAUGGCGAGACAAGAGGCAUGGUGGAGAAGAUGAUGUAUGACCAGGAGAUGAAGAGGCAGGGGAAGCCAACAAGCGAUGAGCAGAAGAAGGACGAUCUUUUGAAGAAGUUCAUGAAGGAACAUCCCGAGAUGGAUUUCAGUCAGGCAAAGAUUGGGUGAGCCGGUGCACGGAAAUGACCAUCCCCCCACGCCUAGGUCAAGUCCGAUCUGGUUGCCCAGCGGCUUCUUUUAUCGACAUUUAGUCUUGGGAGAUGGUCAAAACCGCAUACCCUUCGCAGUGGCGAGAUGUUGUGCAAACGAUACGUGCUCUCUUGGGUGGGCCCGAAUGUAUUCUUCACCAACAUCCAGCAUUAUUGUGUGUGAUGAGACCCGACUCUACCUACAAGGCGAAAUUCUACGAUUUUCAAGUGUUUCGAUGGUAAUGAAACCAGCUCAGCCAGGUCGCUCGGAUCCUGCACCCAUAAAUUCCCGCGGGUCUGCAUGAUUCUUAAAACGACCCAUGGAGUAGCCAUGUCAAGCAGAUCACGAGUCUUGUCACAAUAUUAGUGGUCCCAGAUUCUAGAUCUCGCCGUAGAAAUCUCCGAAAAGACGAGAAAUGCUAUGGUCAUUGAUUAAGGUAGCCAACCGAGGCAAUACAGAUACACUAUGGAACAG
Exophiala mesophila is the source of this 1288-nucleotide messenger RNA. RefSeq lists its product as uncharacterized. Bases 158 to 793 code for a protein of 211 amino acids. The transcript is spliced from 2 exons. Gene Ontology annotation, cellular component: cytoplasm. The record is from RefSeq and is a predicted model, not a curated record. NCBI's taxonomy places the organism in Eukaryota, Fungi, Ascomycota, Eurotiomycetes, Chaetothyriales, Herpotrichiellaceae. Gene Ontology annotation, biological process: protein folding.